CCUUUUUCCUUUUAUUUUCUUUUCACUAUUAUUGCAGUGGACAAUGCCCAGUUUGCAACCAUCAGUUGGAGGAUAGUAACCUCACUGAAGAGGAGUAUAAUAAUCUCAGCGAAAGAAUAAUACAGGAUGUGAUACAUGGAUCUGACACUUUUAGAAAGACAAGCCCACAGGAAUUUGAGGCCUUUCAAGAAUUUGUGGAAAAUCGACUUCCAUUUGAUAUUGUUGUUGAUGGACUCAAUGUUUCCCACAUGAAAUCCAGAAGGAUGCAGUGUGAAAAUCUAUUUGAUGCUGUCAACUGCCUGGCGAAAGAGAACGUCCGGCUGCUUGUGCUGGGCCGCAAACAUAUGCUGAUUAACUCUUUGAAUUGGAAAAGAGAGAUUAUGAAGGAGAUGCAGAGUAAGGCAGACUUCUUCUUUGCUGAAAAUAUCUCUGAAGAUGAUGCCUUCUUGUUAUAUGCCACUCUGCGAUCGGGCAAGCAUUGCAAGUUUGUUACUAGAGAUUUCCUCCGGGAUCACAAGGCUUGUCUUUCCGACAGUCUGACGCGGCAUCUGUUCCGCAAGUGGCAGCGUGGACACCAGAUAGCGUUUGCCCCUUCUGCAGAAGGAAAGCGUGUAAAUUUUCUGCCUGCUUCCCGCUACGACUGUGUGGUGCAGACUACAGGUGACACGUGGCAUAUCCCCUACAAAGAUGUUUUUGAGGAAAAGUACUCGUACCAAAUACCAAGAAAAUGGCUCUGCAUUCAGCAGAAAUGCUGA
Molecule: messenger RNA, 755 nt
Organism: Acanthisitta chloris (rifleman)
Lineage: Eukaryota; Metazoa; Chordata; Aves; Passeriformes; Acanthisittidae
Gene: PRORP
Product: KIAA0391 ortholog
Exons: 5
Biological process (GO): mitochondrial tRNA 5'-end processing; tRNA 5'-leader removal
Cellular component (GO): mitochondrion; mitochondrial ribonuclease P complex
Molecular function (GO): ribonuclease P activity
Source: RefSeq, a predicted model, not a curated record